Messenger RNA from Closterium sp. Naga37s-1, 534 nucleotides. The record is from the annotation of a GenBank genome assembly. Lineage: Eukaryota; Viridiplantae; Streptophyta; Zygnematophyceae; Desmidiales; Closteriaceae.
AUGACUCGCACGAUCGCACGCGCGCGCAGCCACGCAUACGCAGUAGCGCACGCAGGUGCACGUGCGCCAGCAGUACGAAUGGCAGCCGCGCGCUGCAGCUGCCGUCCGCACGCACGCUCGCCAUGCGCGCACGCUCGCCACGCGCGCACAGCAGGGUCAGCACACGCAGCAGCAGCCGCACGCGCUGCAGCAGCCGCGAGCACGCACGCCACUGCACGCGUGCGAGCAGCAACCUCCCGCGCACGCAGCAGCCAUUGCACGCACGACUUCAGCAGCUGCUGCACACUCCUCUGCAGCCACUCGCACGCACGCCCUGCAGCAGCCGCAGCCACGCACGUUCAGAGGCAGCAGCAAGCGCAGCACCUGCCUCCGCAUUUGCAGCGAGCGCAGCAGCUGCAGCCCGUGCUACAGAAUCCGCUCCUAAGCACUCCUAUCCGCCCCUACAAGCUCCUCACCACUCCUAUCCGCCCCUACCAACUCCUCACCACUCCUAUCCGCCUCUACCCGCCCCUCACCGCUCCUCACCGCUCCUAA